Messenger RNA from Sclerotinia sclerotiorum 1980 UF-70, 354 nucleotides. RefSeq lists its product with no specific name. The transcript has 2 exons. The record is from RefSeq and is a predicted model, not a curated record. Lineage: Eukaryota; Fungi; Ascomycota; Leotiomycetes; Helotiales; Sclerotiniaceae. The coding region runs from base 1 to 354 and encodes 117 amino acids.
AUGUCACUUCCAACAACUGUUAUUCAUCUCGACGUUUGGUCCGUCAUUUCCAAGCCGGAGGCCAUCGGCAUCCCGAUCGUUGGCUUGUACUCUUCACUAUUUGCAGUGGCUAUCACGGCUCUAUUUUCUUACACUACAUCACAAUUCAUCAUCAUCAGUACGACCAAGAGCGUUUUGGCUCUACUUUUACCUUUUGCUUUAACGGGUGUAGAUGAAAUUUUCAAAAGCCACGAAGUCUUUCUUGGGCGUCUGAGCUCAAAGCGCUGCAAUUCUGUGGUCCCAUCCGUGGUACCGGAAUCUACUCGCGGAGGCCAAUUAAAUCAUUUUACGCACCAGUCACGUUGCAUCGCCUGA